Messenger RNA from Necator americanus (New World hookworm), 2325 nucleotides. RefSeq lists its product as uncharacterized. Gene Ontology annotation, cellular component: mitochondrion. Gene Ontology annotation, biological process: carnitine metabolic process; fatty acid metabolic process. Bases 1 to 2325 code for a protein of 774 amino acids. The record is from RefSeq and is a predicted model, not a curated record. Lineage: Eukaryota; Metazoa; Nematoda; Chromadorea; Rhabditida; Ancylostomatidae. The transcript is spliced from 20 exons. Gene Ontology annotation, molecular function: carnitine O-palmitoyltransferase activity.
AUGGCUGAAGCCCAUAGUGCUGUUGCACUUUCGUUCACCGUCACUCACGACGGUGUUUCUGUAAGCUAUGAUCAAGAGCUACUGCACGACAUCUGGCAUGCGUUUCAACGCGGGUACAAAAGAAGAAUUGGACGUUUUAAGAAUAAUUUUAUGGCUGGAAUGUUUCCGGCCAAUUCGCUCACGAUUUCACUGGUAGUUGGUGCCAUUUCUAUCUUUUCUAUGUUUCAUCACGACCUUUCGUUUGGAAUACUUCCUUUGAUAGAGUAUCACAUUCUCUACUUCCUAUUUGGAGAUGGUAUUUUGGGCUUCUGUGUUUCGCUUUUAAUCUCAGGCGCUUUUGUCUGGUUUGUGUUAGUGCAACUUUUGAGACUAACAACAAAGCUACUUCUCUCCUAUAAGGGAUGGAUGUAUGAACAACCUGGAAAAGCGAUAUCUACUCCUACUAAACUAUGGCUGGGUGUUUUGAACCUAAUGUCAAAAUCUGGACCCAUGAUGCAUUCUUAUCAAGGAGCAUUACCUCAUCUACCCCUGCCAUCCCUUAAUGAAACUAUAGAGAGGCAUCUGCUUUCAAUGAGACCACUACUGGAUGAUGAGGAGUACGAGGAGCUUGAACAUCUGUCAGAAGUCUUCCGCAAAGGACUUGGUAGAAGACUGCAGAGAUAUUUGUCGCUCAAAUCUUGGCUAAGUACUAACUAUGUCACCGAUUGGUGGGAGGAAUUUGUAUAUAUGCGCCAGCGUAGCCCUAUAAUGAUCAACAGCAAUUACUAUGGUUUCGGCACACUGCAUGAACAGCCAACCAUGAAUCAAGGUGCUCGCGCCGCAAACGUCACCUACGCUGCUUUGCAAUUCCGUCGCCAGGUGGAUCGACAAGAAGUGUCACCUUUCUCCAUCGCACCUCGAACAAAGGUCCCAUUCUGUACGAUGCAGUACGAACGACUGUUUAACAGUUGCCGUGUGCCUGGAGAAGAGUGCGAUCAGUUCUUCCACUGGGAUGAUGCUAAGCAUGUAGCCGUGUACAACAGAGGGUGCUGGUUCAAAGUAAUUGUGCACAAUGGAAAAAGGCUACUGGAACCGUGUGAGAUUCAACACCAAUAUGAUGCCAUUCUUAAUCAAGAGGUGGAGCCACUUCCACUGGAGAGACAUCUAGCCGCUCUCACCGCUGGAGAACGCACACAUUGGGCACAAAUUCGUCGAGCGUAUUUCCGUUCCGGUAUCAAUAGAACCAGUUUGAAUGACAUUGAGCGAGCUGCGUUCGUUGUUAUACUCGAUGAUGAGGAAGUUUAUUACGAUAAGAAUGACUCCACCAAAUUGGAUCGUUGGGCACAUGUUCUACUCCAUGGAAAAGGAUACGAUCGAUGGUUCGACAAAUCGUUCAAUAUCAUUAUUUCGAAGAAUGCCCGUAUAGGAUGUAAUACUGAACAUUCUUGGGGUGAUGCUGCAGUGACUGCUCACUUCAUGGAAUAUAUGUCGUUGAAAGACAUUAUGUCUUUGGGGUACGACGAGAAUGGAAACUGUAAGGGAGAACCUGUUGUUCGCGUGAAACCCGAGCGCCUGAAGUGGAAUAUUCCGGAGGCAGCAUUGGAUGCAAUUGAAGUGUCUAUGAAAGUCGCGCAGAAUUUGAUCGAUGAUGUGGAAAUGGCCCUUCUAGUGUGGACAGAUUAUGGGAAAGGUUUCAUAAAGAAACUGAAUGUUUCUCCGGACGCUUUCCUUCAGAUGUGUCUGCAAUACACUUACUUCAAGAAUCAAAACAAAUUCUCCCUGACUUACGAGGCAUCUAUGACUCGUUUGUACCGUGAGGGUCGCACUGAAACAGUCCGCUCGUGUACAAUACAGUCGGUAGCAUUUGUAAAAGCCAUGAUGGACCCCACAAAAACUCGUGCUGAGCGUCUCAAUCUGCUCAGAACAGCGUGCGAUCGUCAUCAACAGCUGUAUAGGGAUGCUAUGUGCGGUAAAGGUGUAGACCGACAUUUAUUUGCACUAUACGUGAUCAAGCGCUAUCUCGAAGAAGAAUCACCGUUUUUCGACAAAAUCUUCCCUCCAAUGUACUUAUUAUCGACAAGUCAAACCCCACUGAAUCAAGUGGAGACUGAAAUGUACGGAAUGAGUGAGGAGCAGAAGUUGAAACUCACAACGGCUGGUGGUGGCUUUGGACCAGUAGCUGAUCGUGGAUACGGAGUUUCUUACAUUGUUGCUGGUGAACAUCAAAUUUCGUUCCAUAUUUCUAGCAAACGAUCUGCAGAUAAUACGAGUUCGAAGCAGUUCCGUGAGGAGUUACAAUCCACGCUAAGAGAUAUGAAAGCUCUUUUCGAGGAACCAGCUAAAUGA